Molecule: messenger RNA, 1724 nt
Organism: Papaver somniferum (opium poppy)
Lineage: Eukaryota; Viridiplantae; Streptophyta; Magnoliopsida; Ranunculales; Papaveraceae
Product: protein SENSITIVE TO PROTON RHIZOTOXICITY 2-like
Exons: 1
Coding region: 245-1495 (416 amino acids)
Biological process (GO): response to acidic pH; response to aluminum ion
Source: RefSeq, a predicted model, not a curated record
ACACAAGAUUAGAAAGUUAAUUAAUUAAAAUGGAAUCUCGUGUGUGGGGCUGGUUCGGUAGUAUUUCAGAGCUAGAGGGUUGACAAGAACCAAGUUUUCUAUAUAUUCAUCUCUCACUUCAAUACAACCUUCAUGCAUUGACAUAAGACAGAGGGAGAUCAUUAUUAUAGAAUUAUAGUCAUCUCUCUCGACAUUUUGGCAUACCUCAAAAGAAAAAAUAAUUGUGGUAAUACACAGGAAAAAGAUGAUUUCUGGGAACACUAAUAGUUCAGGUUUUAAGCAAAUUUUGUACGGGGUAGCAGAUGAUGUAUUAUCAUCAUCAUCUCUGCAGGAUCAUACAAGUUCAAGUAAUGAAGAUAAUAAAUGUCAAUCUAAUGCAUUUCUUUACAGUUUUUCAGUUCUCAAAGACAAAGUUCAUCAAGUGCAAACCUUAGUUAAUGUUGCAGUUCUUUCUCAGGAUCAAGGAGUAGUUCAACAACCAGUUGAAUCUGUAUCAAUGGCCAUAGCUGGAAUCAGAGCUUUACUUCAAGAGAUAAUUGUGAAUGCAUCUUCGAUGAUGUUUACUUGUCAACAGUUAGCUUUAACAACUGAAAGCUAUAUAAAUUCUUCUUAUGUUGCUGGUAUGGGUAGUAAUGAUAUGCAUCAAUUAUGGCGCGUUCAUAAGGUGGACGAUGAAGUAGUUGGUUUGCCACCAACACAACUCAGUGAUCCUCAUCCAAGUCAUGUUCAAAUUGGAAACGAAACUGGUGGAGGCGGCAGUUUUUUUUCUGACGAACAUCUAGAGUGGUAUGGCGACAACUAUAACAAUUACAAUACCACUAAUGUUCAUGAUGACAUUACCACCACCAGCAGCAAGAAGGUAGUCGUUGAAGAGAUGAGAUUAUUGAAUGAAGUUGAAAAGAAAGAGGUGAGAACUGAUGGGUGUUCUCCAACAAAUUACGAAUUAAUCGAAUUGGAUGCAGCGGAUUUGUUGGCCAAGUACACACACUAUUGUCAAGUUUGUGGAAAAGGGUUUAAAAGAGAUGCGAAUUUACGGAUGCAUAUGAGAGCUCAUGGAGAAGAAUACAAGUCUAACGCAGCUCUAAGCAAUCCAAGGAAGAGUAGAAAUUCUAACUCGAUGGAAAAUAAUGCAGAAUGCUACUCCAUAUUGGUUCCAAUAAGAAAAUAUUCAUGUCCACAAGAAGGAUGUAGAUGGAACAAAAAACACGCCAAGUUUCAGCCGCUGAAGUCUAUGAUAUGUGUAAAAAAUCAUUAUAAGAGGAGCCAUUGUCCAAAGAUGUACGUGUGUAAUCGAUGUAAUCAGAAGCAAUUUUCGGUGCUUUCGGAUUUAAGGACUCAUGAGAAGCAUUGUGGUGAUCUUAAAUGGCAGUGCUCUUGUGGAACUACUUUCUCUAGGAAAGAUAAACUAAUAGGUCAUUGCGCUUUAUUCUUUGGACAUAUUCCAGCAGGAAAUACUUCCGCAAAGCAGGAAAAGUUUGAGCUUCAUAUUGAAUAGUAAUUCUGAUGGAUGAAUAGACAAUAAUUGACGGUAUUAAUUAAGUAGAUGAUAAUGAAAGUUUUCAUAUGGGUCCUAGAAAGGAUUAUCCAUUUUGUUGCUAUUAAUGUUGUUUUAAGCAAUUUUUUUAGAUUUUUUUUCCUGCUACAGUAUUUUUACAACUGAGAGUUAUUUGGGCUCUUGAAAGUUGUACAGAAGUAACGAUGAUAGCUUCGUGUUCACAAUCAAA